AUGAGAAACUCUUCGUUUGGGGGUUCUGAUGAUUGCUUGUGUGUUGUACAGAUUGGUAAGCAUAGAUAUAAGCUUAUGAACUAUAUGUUGUUUCUGAGGAUAACAACAACACUGCCAAAUCUAUUCAUCAAUUUGGCUUCUCCGAUAUUCGAUGUACCUUUUCAUGUCUUCUUUUUGGCGACAUUGGUUGGUCUCAUUCCCGCAGCUUAUAUUACCGUCAGGGCUGGACUUGCUAUUGGAGAUCUCAAACCGGAUUUGUACUUUGAUGAUACUGCAGAAAGAAAGCUUGAGACUUUGUACUUUUAUCUUAUAAGAGUAUAUAGUUCUUUAGAGUUUCCGAUGUUUGAUCUACCUCAGGUAAUUGAUCUUCUUCUAUUCAAGGGAAUAGAAGAGCUGACUGACAUUGUGGAUCACGCAAAGCAGCGUCACCACAUCAUCGGCCAAUACGUUGUGGCUGAAGAGCUCGUUACCGGAAGCAAGGAAAGUAUGAGUUUCUCAAGAAUUUCUACACCAGCAACUACUUUUGAACUGUCUUUCCACUAUUGUAUUUCAUGA
Messenger RNA from Eruca vesicaria subsp. sativa (arugula), 555 nucleotides. Lineage: Eukaryota; Viridiplantae; Streptophyta; Magnoliopsida; Brassicales; Brassicaceae. The record is from the annotation of a GenBank genome assembly.